Messenger RNA from Pieris macdunnoughi, 291 nucleotides. The record is from the annotation of a GenBank genome assembly. NCBI's taxonomy places the organism in Eukaryota, Metazoa, Arthropoda, Insecta, Lepidoptera, Pieridae.
AUGGACAGUAGGUGUUGGUUCUUUGUAUUGUUAACAUCCAUUGUGUGUUUACAGCAUCCAAUUAUGGGAAUUCGCUUGUUGAUUUUUAUGUGUCUCAUAAUUAUGAUUAGUGCGCUACCGAACCCUGAACAAAGAAACAGAAGAGAUGUGAUGGAUACAAUGAAGCAUGCUUGGGACGAGGUGGUGAAGACUUUUAACGACGCUGGGGAUGCUGUAGUUCACGUGUUCAAACCAACAGAGAAAAACGUUUUAGACAAAAUGGCGGAUGGAAUAAAGGGAUUUACUAAUUAG